Molecule: messenger RNA, 913 nt
Organism: Ceratitis capitata (Mediterranean fruit fly)
Lineage: Eukaryota; Metazoa; Arthropoda; Insecta; Diptera; Tephritidae
Exons: 3
Coding region: 352-822 (156 amino acids)
Biological process (GO): sleep; positive regulation of voltage-gated potassium channel activity; regulation of synaptic transmission, cholinergic
Source: RefSeq, a predicted model, not a curated record
CCUUUCUCCUAAUAAUUUCCAACCCAAAAAAUACAUUUGCAAUAUGAGUUUCUCAAAAUUAAAUAAAAAUUUAAUAAGUCUAAAAAUUUGCCUACAAGAAAGCAUCAACCUAGGAAGCAGUCGAAAAUUAUAUAUAAAUUAACAUCAGCAUAAGUCUAAUCAAGAGAGAAUUUUUUUCCCAUUUUACUGAUUACACUUUCUCUCCAAAAAAAAUCUCAAACAUUUGGUAGAAGAUUCAGUGCCGCUCUAUGUGAAUUGCUGCAUACAACAGUCAGUUGAGUGAAUCCGUUUUUGAACGACGUGAGCGUUGAGAUUUGGCACAAGGAACUUUUGCUCAUUCGCAUCGCAGCAAUGAAAUCUUUAAUGAUAUUACUAGGCAUUUAUGCCUCCAUAACAGCUGUGCUCAGCAUUGAGUGCUACGAUUGUGAGUCAAUGAGUGAUCCGCGUUGCAAUCAAUACUUCGAACCGGAAGGUGUCAAGCAAACGGACUGUGAUGAAGGGGAUAUGCCUGAAUAUUUACAUAAAUAUGAGCGUCGCAUUAAGGCCACGGGCUGUUUGACGAAGGUGCAUGAAGGCUUGGACGGCCGCCGCUACUACAUUCGUCGCGCCUGUUACUACGGCGAUCCGGAAAAUACAGUCGAGGCAUGCGAGACUCCCGAUUCGUAUAUACCGUUUGUCAAUAUAAUUUCAUGCACAGUUUGUACCGAGGAUUUGUGCAAUGUAAAUGCUGAGCUGAAUGGCGGGCAUCAUGCAAUGGACUACUUUUCAAAACUCACGCUGGUCGUUGCAACAGUUGCAGCGUUGAUUCUAAAUAACGUUUGAAAUUUGAUGGUUUAUUUUUUUUUUUUUUUAAACGGAAUGAUUUUUAUAUCGUAAAAAGUCAGUGGAGCAUAAUCAAUAAAGAAAGUGUUUA